AUGCAGACUGCUUCUACAAACAUUUGUGAAAGACUGUGCAAUAAGUCCAUCCAUGAAAUUUCCUUUCUACUAAAUAUUCCACGGUCAACUGUUAGUGGUAUUAUAACAAAGUGGAAGCAACUGGGAACAGCAGCAACUCAGCCACGAAGUGGUAGGCCACGUAAAAUGACAGCGGGGUCAGCGCAUGCUGACACAGUGCGUAGAAGUUGACAAUUGUCUGCAGAAUCAAUAGUUGAAGACCUCCAAACCUUGUGUGUGGCCUUCAGAUUAGCACAACAACAGUGCACAGAGAGCUUCAUGGAAUGGGUUUCCAUGGCCGAGCAGCUGCAUCCAAGCCAUAUAUCAUCAAGUGCAAUGCAAAGCGUCGGAUGCAGUGGUGUAAAGAAAGCCGCCGACACUGAACUCUAG
This is a messenger RNA of Staurois parvus, 408 nucleotides long. The record is from the annotation of a GenBank genome assembly. NCBI's taxonomy places the organism in Eukaryota, Metazoa, Chordata, Amphibia, Anura, Ranidae.